This is a messenger RNA of Penaeus chinensis, 3258 nucleotides long. Its product is annotated as dual specificity protein phosphatase 3-like. Gene Ontology annotation, biological process: protein dephosphorylation; negative regulation of MAPK cascade. The transcript is spliced from 4 exons. Bases 384 to 980 code for a protein of 198 amino acids. Gene Ontology annotation, molecular function: protein tyrosine/serine/threonine phosphatase activity; MAP kinase phosphatase activity. Gene Ontology annotation, cellular component: cytoplasm. The record is from RefSeq and is a predicted model, not a curated record. Lineage: Eukaryota; Metazoa; Arthropoda; Malacostraca; Decapoda; Penaeidae.
UGUAUUACUAAGGGUGUGGUCAAUGCAUGCAUAUAAUAUGUAACAGGAGUUAAGGAUAUAUAUAUAUGCAUUUAAAAUGAAGCAAGAGGCAAUGUAUUAUUGGGUUGUUUCUAGUGUGCGUGUGUGUAGUGGGGGGGUAAAGGGAGUUGGGGUAGUUACACCAUGGUCUAGUGACUCACCUCUCCCCUUCCCCCUCUCCCCUCCCCCCAAUCUCUACCACUGCCUAAGAGGGGAAGGUUGAUUGUAGAGGUUGUUUUGAGACAUACGGCAUUUCAAAACUUGUUAUUAGCCAUAGCCUAGACUUUUAGCGAAUCCCCCCGUGAAGCUAGUGCUAGAGUGUAACGGCCCCUCUGUAACCUGGUCAAGAAUUCAAGAUAUUGAAGAUGGCAAAUGAACACCCAACACCAACGACCGCGAGAUCUCUGCUCAGUGCCAUCCAGAAGAUAACUCCAGCCUCUAAGCCGCUCCCUGGCUACGAGAACAGAAUCGUGUCACGCUUUCCGAUGGGGAUGUGCAUGGACGAGUGCUACCCUGGCCUGUACAUUGGGGAUCUAGGAGCAGCCAAGAACAAGGAUUACCUUAAGCAAGUAGGAAUAACGCAUGUUGUGAACACAGCUCAGGGGAACAAGUUUGCUACAGUUGACACAGAUGAAGCUUAUUAUACAGAUGUUGGUAUCAAGUACCUUGGUAUGAAGCUCCUAGAUGUACCCACUGCUAACAUAGCUCAGUAUUUUGAAGCUGGAGCAGACUUUAUUGAUGAAGCUCUCUCAAGUGGGGGUAGGGUGCUGGUCCAUUGUUUCAUGGGAAUCUCUCGCUCAGCCACCAUUGCAUGUGCCUUUCUGAUGUUGAAACGGAGACUUGGUGCUCAAGAAGCACUGGAGACUCUCCGCAAAAACAGAUCCAUUUACCCCAAUGAUGGCUUUCUGAACCAAUUGGCAGACUUGGAUAAUAAGCUUCGCAAAGAACGUGGGGAACUUUAAUUGAGUGAUAAAAAAAUUGGCAGUGGAGAAAGUGUCUUAUUUUUUAUAUUUGAUUUUUUGGUUUUAAUAUUACUUAAUUUUUUUUUAACCCAUCACCUUACUGUUGAUAAGAGUUGUGAAUUUAGCAUCAUACCAAUGACUCUUAUAUAUAUUGCAUUUUCUAAAGUAAGAAGAAAAGAUAAAGAUAUGUAUCACAAUAAUGAAUGCUAUUUGUUCAUUAUUAUUAUUUUCUAUUUUGAGACACAUGUAUUAUAAAGAGGAAAGAAACAGGAGAAUAUUUUAUAUCCAAGGCAUCUGUGACACAUUUCAUUCACAAAGAACAUGAGCUUAUUUUAUCUGUUCUCAUUCUUAAAGUCUAUAUUCUUCAAGAGCAAAGGUUCACCAUUACUGGGAAAUGUGUACACGUGUAUUAUAUCAUUCUUUUUCUAUGUAGUUAAUUUUUCUUUUUCCUUUAGUUGAUUUAUGCAUUAAUAUUUUAAACUUUAACUAUUAUAUCUUGGAAUUUAAAACUCAAGGAGUUUUUCAUAUUUUUUUUCCUUUGCUUUUUUAGUAAGUUAAAUGAUAGUAUGCCAUAGUAUGCCAUAGCAUGACAGAUAAUUAACUUGCAUAUUGUGCUAUUACAGUGCCGGGUAUAUUUUGAUAUCCUCUAGGAUAAGUAUACUAUUGUACUGCAUCUGAUAUCUGUUGUGCUUAGCCUUUUAGAGUUUGCAGGAAAAGUCAACCAAAGAGUCAAACACAGUGUUAAUCAUUUGGAUUUUCUCCCGUGGAUCUCUGCCAAUCGGUUUUCUAUCUUCUACACAAAAUUUUUAUUUAGAAAGGUUAAUUUUCAGUGCAGUUUGGUGAUUCAUGUAUGAAUGCUUGAAAGUAACCAAGGGAGAACACUGGUAUAGUUAGUGUCCAAGACCUAAUGCUAUUAUGAAAUUUGUGAAUUUAAAUACUUUUGUUUUGUGCCCUUCAAUCCCUUGAUAUUCUGAAGGGGUAUUAUGUAUGUAACAAUAGAAUUAUCUCUCUGAAGUACAAGUAAACCUCGUCUUACAGUAAUGCUCACACUUCAUAAUAAGGAGAUAAGAAGAUAAGAUGAUUUUCAUUACUGUUUCCUGUAGACAAUUUUGUAGAUAAUGUUUCCUGUGCAGUGAAGGAAACAAAUCAAGAACUUAUUUUAUUAUGCUCAGAAAUGCUCUACUAGAUUUGAGAGGAGUGUUUAGGUGUUUCUUUUUUCUGUUUCUUUUUUUGUGGUAAUACCUUUGUGAAGGUAUGUUUCUUGCUUUUCCUUCUAAACACAGAGUGAAGUAGUUAGUAAAUUAUAUUAUCAAAGAUGUUAGAUGUAAUGUUAGAUGUAUAAGAAAAUGUAGCAUAGAAGGUUCUGUCAUUUCCUAAUUCUUGUUAUGACAAUUUUCCAUGAUGGUGAUAACAAUCAUGUUUUCUCUGCUCAAAAGAAAAAAAAAUAUAUGACUGUAAAAAUCUGCAAGUAAUAUCUUCACUAAAUCUCUAUUUUUUCUGUCACAUUUAUGAUUCAUACUAUCAGUAUUUUAGGCAAUUUCUCUCAACUGCCUUUUACCAGAUAAAUGUUAAAUGUCUGUUGUAAACAAAAAUCAUAUGUUGAAUGUUUGAUUUUACUCUGUAGGAUGAUUGUCUCUCUCUUUCUUUUAAUCUGUUGGACUCUAUUGCAAUUUAUUUCUGAUUAAUUGAUUAUUGAGUUUUUAUCACAGGGAUAAGAUAUAGUAAUACCAUAGAGUAGUGAUAAAGACAGACAGGAAUUAAUUCAUUUUAGUGAAUAAAGACUAUUAAAUCACUUCAGAGAACACAUCUCUGUUGUUGGGGAGUUUCAUGUGAUAGUGCAGUACUUGCGAUUUUGAUAAGAGUGUUCUCCAUGAAACAGCUAUAUACCUACAGAAGUAUAGACAUGGGCCAAAUGUAAAUGUAGGAAGAAGCUGUGAAUAAAUGAACAGUACAUGGGCAUUGCAUUCAAGCAAUUCCUUUAAGUAUGAGAGUGCUGUUAGACUAGACAAUGUAAAUGCAGUGGUUAGCUUUUAUCCUCAGUGUAAUUCAUCAUGACACAUGCUACUAACCAAAUAGUUAAGCUUUAUUGUUUCAGUUGCUGUGAUUUUAUACUUUUGAGUUAUUUACAUUCAUAACUAUGUGACUCAGUUUCUCUUUUUUCUAUCUCCUAUAUAUAUAUAUAUAACUUACAAAGUUUGUUCAGGAUAUACUGGAAUACAGUAUAUAUAUAUUAAAUAUGGUUCUCUUCUGGAUAUUACUUGUGCCCACUUUUUUUUUU